Messenger RNA from Paraphaeosphaeria sporulosa, 1240 nucleotides. Its product is annotated as purine and uridine phosphorylase. The record is from RefSeq and is a predicted model, not a curated record. NCBI's taxonomy places the organism in Eukaryota, Fungi, Ascomycota, Dothideomycetes, Pleosporales, Didymosphaeriaceae. Gene Ontology annotation, molecular function: catalytic activity. Gene Ontology annotation, biological process: nucleoside metabolic process. The transcript has a single exon. Bases 79 to 1176 code for a protein of 365 amino acids.
GAUACCAUAAUCACCAACACCCACCAUCAUACAUCGCUCUUUGCCGCUAACAGUUCGUUUAAGACACAUUGGUCUCCCAUGGCUAAGAAUCGUCAGUUCACCAUAGGAUGGAUCUGCCCUCUCCCUCUCGAAAAGGAGGCUGCGAGGCUGGUGCUGGACGAAGAGUACCCGCAAGAGGAAGUCCAGUACCAGAACGCAUACUAUCUAGGCGGUCGGAUCGGAAAACAUCAGGUUGUCAUUGGAGUGCAGCGAAGAAUAGGACUCAGCCAGGCUGCCAUCCUUGCGGAAAAGAUGCGCGCUGGUUUCCCUAACAUCAGAUACUUUCUCCUGGUCGGUAUUGCGGGAGGGGUGCCCCGCUACGGACCAGCUGGUGCGACUUCGGAGAUCGUGCUUGGGGACGUGGUUGUCAGCUCUCCACGAGGCAACCAUGGCGGGGUGUUGCAGUACGACAAGGGCGCGUGGGAGGGUGAAGGGCGACUGAACUUUCGCGGACACACCAACGGCGUUCCUGGCGACCUAAUGGCCGCAGUCAACAACUUCCGUGCGGAAGGUUCGUCCCAGACGAACAUCACCGAAGUGUUAGAGCAGAUGCGUCUUAGGCUUGACAACGAUCGACAGCACCAGUAUGACGACCCGGGACCCGGCCGCGACCGGCUCUUCAAAGACAUUUAUGAGCAUCAGGGCACUGAACUGGACGAUUGCAGAGUGUGCUGCGACGCGGACUACGUUGAGUCACGUGCCGAUCGAGGAAGCGGAGCCACACGGCAAGUUGACAAGCCCUCCGUCCAUUUCGGCAACAUCGCAUCAAGCAAUCAGCUGCAGAUAUCCGCCAUCGAACGAAACAGGGUCCAACAAGAGCACGACGUGAUCUGCUUUGAGAUGGAAGCAGCAGGCGUGAUGGACGAGUAUCCGUGUGUAGUCGUUCGAGGCAUCUGCGAUUAUGCAGACUCUCAUAAGAACAAGGGCUGGCAGAACUACGCGGCAGCUACCGCGGCAGCGUACGCUAAAGGGCUGUUGGCUAUGAUCCCCACGGUAGACGCUACCUGUAGUGCGCAAUCUGCAGAACAGUCUUCGUCUCAGCACUCCGCAAACAUAACGAACAUGACGUUUGGCAAUAAUACAGGUGGAAUUCAGGCCCGGGACUUCCACGGCAAUGUACAGUUUGGACGUUGCUGAGGUAUCAGUUAUUGUUGUUAGUGAGUCAAGGAUAGAAAAGAAAAUCAGAACAACUCUACAUACC